UGCUUUCUCCCUCUAACUAGGCUACAACCUCCUUUCUUUCUCUUUAAGAAGAACAAGUUUUCAAAAUGGCAACCUUUCUAGUAGUAUUAACUUUGCUAGCAAUAUUAGUCGGCGCCGAAGAUGGACUAAAGGUCAAAAUCACCAUACUUGAAAACGCCAUAGCAGAAGGCGCUGUAUGCCUAGAUGGGAGCCCACCCGCUUAUUAUCUUGAUAAAGGAUUUGAUAGCGGACUUCCCAACUGGAUUAUCAUGCUUGAUGGCGGCGGGUGGUGUUCUACCAUCAUUGAGUGCCAAAAUCGUUCAACUUCAAAAAUUGGUUCUUCCACGGAAAUGGACAAACAUUCUACGUUUACUGGGGUACUUCAUAACACUCCCCAGCAAAAUCCAGACUUUUACAACUGGAACAGGGUGAGGGUGGGUUACUGUGAUGGAUCAUCUUUUACGGGCGAUGUCCAAGAAGUUGAUCCAGAGAACAAGCUUUUCUAUAGAGGGGCGAGAAUAUUUAAAGCAGUUAUGGAAGAUUUGUGGAUCAAAGGAAUGCAAAAUGCUAAAAAUGUGAGAUCGAUCAUAUAUUACACGACACCUACUAUACAUUAUUAUACUUUUCAGUAACGCAAAAUAAAAAAUAAAAACGCCGGAGGGUUGGCUACAAUCUUGAACUGCGACAAGUUCAAGUCCUUCUUUCCCGAUGAUGUCAAAGUAAAGUGCGUUGCAAACGCAGGCUUCUUCAUCAAUGCGUGAGCUCUUCUUCCUCGUCUUAUUAAUUUAUGUGUGUAUGCUAUUUGGAACUCAAGCGUGUUAGGAUUAUUUU
Nicotiana tabacum (common tobacco) is the source of this 810-nucleotide messenger RNA. RefSeq names its product pectin acetylesterase 7-like. Lineage: Eukaryota; Viridiplantae; Streptophyta; Magnoliopsida; Solanales; Solanaceae. The record is from RefSeq and is a predicted model, not a curated record. Gene Ontology annotation, biological process: cell wall organization. Gene Ontology annotation, cellular component: plant-type cell wall. Gene Ontology annotation, molecular function: pectin acetylesterase activity.